AAGUGAUUAAACGAAAAGUUGUUCUCUAUGGUUAGGGGAUGAAUGAACAAAUGAAGUAGAACAAAUGAAGCUUACGUCACUAACGCGACCACACUGCAUGGAUUUUGUUUAUAUAUGUGGAAAACAGAAAUAAAUGUCUAAUUUACAAUUAACACAGGAAAGACUCGAUGCAUUGCGCUCAGAGUACAGACCACGCAGGCCAUGCGCAUUGCUCAAGUAUCCACGACCGAAAACAAAGCCCGAAUAUCAAUCUUUAUAUCCGUGGAUAAUACUCGAUGAAACGGAUCCUCAUUUUGUAUUCUGCGCCCUUUGCGAAUGUCGCUUGAGCGCCAAACGGUCAGAUCUGGGCAAGCACGAGGGCAGCAUAAAACACUCGGAAAAUGCUCAACGCAAAUCGUUCACAUCGAAAACGCAGAAAUCAUCGAAUGGCAUCAAGUGGGAAUACAAUGAUGAGAGCAACGACGAGAGCCUCUUGCCCAUGCAGUUUGCCACAGGCAGUGUUCUGUGCAAGGCAGAGCCAGGCAACGAAGAUGACGACGUGGCGGGUGAGGGCGAGGAGGAGGGAGAGGAAGAAGACGAGGACGAAGACGAGACAGCAGAUAAUGAAGUACCGCAGCCAGAUGCAAAUGGGGACGCUGAUGCCGAUGCUGAUGGUGUAUACGAGCCGACCAGCAAACGUCGCGCUUCGGAAACGGAUUCCCAGCACUCCGGCCUGUUGGACUACUUGCCACUGCAGGUAACCAUCAACGAAAUGCCGCAUGGACAGUUAAUGCCAGCCGCCCAGCCGGCAACAACCACGCCCCAGCCGUGUCGCAUCACAAUUAAAAAGGUGACAGCACCGGCACUGGCGAAGAUGACCAGCAGCACGAGCACGCCCAUUAGCAAUCAUGAGAUUACCUCGAAGGCAACCAUAACGCCCAUUGCUGGUGGGUGCUACAGUGCGUUGCGGCAGCCGCAGAUGCAAUCGUAUGCCUCACGGCAGCUGCAGUCCUAUCAACUGCAGCAUCUCACCUCAAUUGAGUCGCCGCCGCGUGAUUCGCUGGAUCUCUUCUUUGACAGCAUUUGCGCCACUGUCAAAGGGCUGCCGCCCAAAUUGGCCACCGAGGGCAAAAUACGCGUCAUGCAGCUAAUUGGUGAACUCGAGCUGCGCGCGCUAAACGAACGCGAUGCAUUGCCCACAGGCUCAAUGAUCGAUCCGGCAGCAACGGCAGUUGGAGCAGCGACACCCUCGUUGGAUGCACCUGGUGGCAGUCAACAGAAUGCAACAGUUGCCUCGACCACCAAGUGAGGCGCAUUCAAUGAUAACAGUUCAAAGUUCAUACUCCUCUCUAUCAUUAGCAAGAGAUUCUGUAGCGAAAAUUCUUUAUGCUCGUUCACGAACUCAAAAGAGAGUCUAUUAGUUGUGUUCAAUGUCUGUACGUCUGUUCGUGUACAAUAUAUAUUCGUAUAUAAUCUCCCCUCCUUGGCAAUUUUAGAGCUAAGAUCCAUAAACUAUAUGGAAAAUCGUAAAACUUUAAUUCUAUUUGAAAUGCACACUUAACAUUUUUUGGAUCGUGAACGAGCAUUAGCCAGUCGGCUGUAUCCGACUGCAGCGUUCUUACAUGUAAAAACGAGUUUUAGCAUAAGACCUUACUCCAUUCAUGAGCAUUCUAUCUUAUCUCUACGUUAUCGCUUAGAGAUUGAUUAUUAAAAAACAUAAUAGAAAAAAAGAAA
This is a messenger RNA of Drosophila hydei, 1713 nucleotides long. RefSeq lists its product as uncharacterized. NCBI's taxonomy places the organism in Eukaryota, Metazoa, Arthropoda, Insecta, Diptera, Drosophilidae. The transcript has 3 exons. Gene Ontology annotation, molecular function: DNA binding. Bases 134 to 1288 code for a protein of 384 amino acids. The record is from RefSeq and is a predicted model, not a curated record.